GCGAUAAGGAGAAGCUCCAAACUGAGCUUUUCUGUCUGCAAGCAGGCAGCCAAAAUGUUGACGACACUGUUUGUGCUGUUUUUGUUCUUUUGUAACCCAGUCUGCUGCGUUUUCCAGAAACUUUACUGCACCAUAUCGGACAGCUGCGACUGUGACUUUAAGCCGAAUAUUAGAGACCUGGAGUGGGACCUCUACAAGAAUGUCUAUGGACAGCAUCUGGCUCAGGACAUUGUGUCAGAAGAGGUGGGAAGGUUCCUUCAUAAUAAAAGCCCCAGUCAGCCACUGGUGCUGUCUUUCCACGGCUCCUCUGGGACGGGAAAGACGCUGGUCAGCUCUAUGCUGGGAAAUCAUCUGUACGGCUCAGCCAUGAGCAGCCCGUAUGUCCACCAGUUUGUCCCCACGCUGCACUUCCCCUUGGCCCACCGAGUCAAGCAGUACAGGGAGGAGCUGAAGGACUGGGUGCAGGGAAACCUGACGGAGUGCGCUCGCUCAGUUUUCAUUUUUGAUGAGAUGGAGAAGAUGCCUCCAGGCCUCAUUGAUGUCCUGGAGCCCUUUUUGGGUCCGUCUCAUGUUGUAUUUCGCACCAACUACCGCAAGGCGAUAUACCUCUUUAUCAGCACUGCAGGAGAGGAGGUGAUAAACAAAGUGGCUCUGGAGAACCGUCAGGCUGGACGAGAGAGAGAGGAGAUCAAGUUGGACAACCUGCAGGAGGCCAUCGCACAGGCAGUUUACAACAAUAACACAAGCGGCCUCUUCAAGUCCAACAUCAUUCAGCAGAAGCUCAUCACCCGCUUUGUUCCCUUCCUGCCCCUGAGCCGAUACCACGUCGAGCGCUGCGUGCACUCACAGCUCUGCCAGCGGGGCAGCUGCAGCCGCAAUGACGUGGUGGAGGCAGUAGGGGGCGACAUGAACUACACUCCAGCUAAGGGAAAGUACUUCUCCAACACUGGCUGUAAGACUGUCCCUGCCAAAAUCAACUUUUUCCUGUGAGCUGAGGGGAACUGGGUUUAACUUUUAGGACUGAAAGGGAAAAUCUGAGAAAGAUGCUCACAUGCAGGUCAGAGCACCAUCUGGAGGCUAGGAUGCCCUGGGAGCAUGAAAUCAAGGGGAGUGGAACUCCUGACUGUCCGGAUUUGCAAUCAGUGAGUGUCUCCAUGAAGGUAUAGUUGGCGUUUUCUGACUUUUUCAGGAGUCAUGCCACACUCUACCUCAAACCCAGCUCUACCUUUUAAUUUUUAUAUAUUUUUGUUGGUAUGUUGUGGUUUCAGGUUUCAAAGGCUUCAACUGGAAGUCAUUAAUUGAUGUUUUCUUGUUUUUAGGCUCAUUAUUUAUCUAGUCUUAAUUUAUUCUUUGUCAACACUGCCAUCCCUUCAUGGUCACAGUGAUGAGGAAUUGUCACAGGUGUCCAGAGCGGACUAAGCAGCUGGAGGUUCUUUGCUGAGUGAGCGAAGCGUUUGUUUUGUCUUCAUUUCAUUUUUCUAAUAUUUUUCCCAAAAGGGAUCACACAAGAUUGUUUUUAUUUUGGGUAACAUUUGUUAGCAAUGGGAGUUUUGCUAAGUGUUGACUUUCGACGAUCGUUAUCCAAGUUUUUCACCUGGAUGAAGCGACAUAUUUGGCUUGUGGCAAAGAGAGAUUGACAUGAAAGUACACGUCAUCAGUCGGCUUAUUAGAAAGUAGAAUAUAUUUUAGGACUGAAAGAUGUCACAGGAUAAAGGAGCUCCUUUGCCAGAUCAUUUUAAAACAAAUGAAAGAAGAAGAGAUGAGUUUUACUUGGGGG
Molecule: messenger RNA, 1777 nt
Organism: Pundamilia nyererei
Lineage: Eukaryota; Metazoa; Chordata; Actinopteri; Cichliformes; Cichlidae
Gene: tor2a
Product: torsin family 2, member A
Exons: 5
Coding region: 55-990 (311 amino acids)
Cellular component (GO): nuclear envelope; endoplasmic reticulum lumen; endoplasmic reticulum
Molecular function (GO): ATP hydrolysis activity; ATP binding
Source: RefSeq, a predicted model, not a curated record